Messenger RNA from Saccoglossus kowalevskii, 2452 nucleotides. Its product is annotated as katanin-interacting protein-like. The record is from RefSeq and is a predicted model, not a curated record. Lineage: Eukaryota; Metazoa; Hemichordata; Enteropneusta; Harrimaniidae.
AAUUACAACAAAUCUCGUAUUCAUUCAUUCCGUGGUGCAAAAGACGUGGCCAUUACUUUGGAUGGUAGAUGUAUUUUCAAAGGCGAAAUUGCACGUGCAAGUGGUGGAAUACUGGGGCAAACUGACACAUUUGGAGAUACUAUUCUGUUCACAAUGGAGGAUGAUAUUUUAGAGUCUAUGUCACAAUAUGACGAGACAUAUGAAGGUGAGGAUCUGUUCAGUGCUAGAGUUGAAGAUAUACAGAGACCGUUAACAGCUGGUGAAGAUGACGUAAGGCCAUUUACUUCCGCUGCUGUGAAUUUCCCAAAAGAAUCACCACCACAACAGUUGUCACCAACCCCUGAAGACUAUGUACCAACCAUUGCUGCCACUACUACUACCAAGUCAUUGAUUGGUCAACGUCUGAAGUUAAAUUUCACAGCUACUUGGGGAGAUAUUCAUUAUCUUGGAUUAACUGGAUUAGAGAUAUUAGAUGUGAAUGGCGAUGUGAUCGAUAUUAGAUUAGAUCAGAUUGAUGCUAAUCCUAGAGAUCUCAACAUACUACCAGAAUAUAAUAAUGAUGAUAGGACACUAGACAAGUUAUUUGACGAUAAUAAUAUUACAAUGGUGGAUCAGCAUAUGUGGCUGAUACCGUUCUCUGAUGGCAUGGAUCAUACACUCAUUAUAAACUUUGACACGCCGAUGGAAGUAUCUGGACUUAGAAUAUGGAACUACAAUAAAUCUCCUGAAGAUACAUAUCGUGGAGCUAAAACUGUGCAUGUGUCAUUAGACAAUCAAACAUUAUCCCCAUCAGAGGGGUACCUCAUCAGAAAAGGACCUGGCAAUUGUUUCUUUGAUUUUGCUCAGGAGAUAAUAUUUAACAACACAAGUACAGGAAUUGCUAGUGAUAACACUGCAAUGGAUAAUGUAAGGGGCAGUGUGGUGGAAUCUGAAGAACCAAGUCAGGAUUAUGAAUCAAUGAUUAUGCCGUGUGGAUUUGUGUUUCAGUUACAGUUGUUAUCAACAUGGGGUGAUCCUUAUUACAUUGGUCUCAAUGGACUGGAAUUUUAUGAUGAUCAUGGUCAACGUAUAGCUCUAACACAAAGCAACAUUGCUGCCUAUCCUGCUAGUGUUAAUGUCUUGGAAGGUGUGGAGAAUGACGUCAGAACUCCAGAUAAAUUAAUAGAUGGUAUGAAUGAUACAAUGGAUGGAAGACACAUGUGGUUAUCACCUAUGCUACCUAACGUGAUUAAUUUGGUGUAUGUGAUUUUUGACCAGCCGAUGACUGUGUCUAUGAUAAAGCUAUGGAAUUACAGUAAAACAUCAACCAGAGGUGUUAAAGAGUUUGCUUUGUUAGUAGAUGAUCUAUUGAUCUAUAAUGGUACAUUGGGUCAGGUUACGCAGGCAGCAAGAGGCAUCCUCCCAACUUGUGAGGCUCCAAUACAAUACCAUACUAUACUCUUCACCAACAAUAAGCACAUUUAUGAAAAAGAAAAACGUACAGUUAUAAGCAAUCAAAACAAAGAUCAAGAUGUGCAGCUAACUAAUGAUAGCCGUAUAAUGGCACAUUACAAUGAUCCACAGAAUAAUCCCACAGUAGACCAAGCAUUGAGGCCUAAGACAAGUGUACCAGCUUCUGUAAGAAAGAAAUUUCCAAGAUUUUGAUGCAACUGAUACUAAAGACUAAAGUUGAAGUAAAUAAUCAUAACCCAUUGGACAAGUUUUACUUUUCAGUAAAUGUUAGGAGUACUUCAGUGUUUGGUGGCGCUGUUCACACCUACAGGCAGAUUAACUUAGCCUCGCAUAUUUUCUGGAACUGAUUGUAGCCAUGAGGCUUAACAGAGUGGGGCCAUUAGACGAAGAUAUGGGUCCCAUGUGACAUAUACAAAGCAUGUGAAAUUAUACAAUUUGUUUGUUUGCACCACGACCUCAACCCUUUAACCUCCUUCUUAUUAUGAAUACCAAUGUACCACAUGUUGUGUACACUUUGUGAUCCAUCUUGAGCUGCUCUGUCCUGCAUGGUGUACUCACGAUGGAGACAAUGUAAAGUAAUUUUUUUUAAAUUGCUGAUUGUAGAUGUCCAUCAAUGCAAACAUGCACGCUCUGGUCAUUGAUCCUUUGACGCUGACAUUGAAUGUAUUCUGAAUAUAUAUGCACAAAUAUUUGAAUUCAAAUCACAACUUUACGGAUUACAUUGUAAUAAUAUCUAAUGUGUGUUACAUGUUCAUAUCAACCGGUUAUGAGCAGUAGAAUCCCUUGAACUUGAUGGCUAUAUAUAUUGUAGAUGUGCUGUUCUUUUAAGUGCUAUUUACAGCUUUUAUGCAUAUCUCAAAUUUGUGUUGCUGAUUUAUUUGUAUAUUUUGUAUACUUUUAGAAAAAGUUAGUUCACUUGUUAUACUUGUAUUAAAAUGUAAUUAUUUUAAAUUUGUAUAUAGGCUAGUUAUUACAAUAAAUAAAUGUACAUGUUUCUUUA